This is a messenger RNA of Drosophila subpulchrella, 1357 nucleotides long. RefSeq names its product retinoid-inducible serine carboxypeptidase. Gene Ontology annotation, biological process: proteolysis. The transcript is spliced from 3 exons. NCBI's taxonomy places the organism in Eukaryota, Metazoa, Arthropoda, Insecta, Diptera, Drosophilidae. The coding region runs from base 52 to 1335 and encodes 427 amino acids. Gene Ontology annotation, molecular function: serine-type carboxypeptidase activity. The record is from RefSeq and is a predicted model, not a curated record.
GAACCGGACUGUUUAGUUCCACUUUCUUUCCCGUUGAAUUGUGAUCGCAGAAUGCAGCUCACUCUGAUUAAAAAUAUUAUUUGGGUGUGUGCCCUGUGUCUUUUCAUAUCACUGACUUGCGUGCAAGGACGCGUUGGUCUGGGACCCGGAGUUGAGGAGUGGGACUACGUGGAGGUCCGCGAGGGCGCCCACCUCUUCUACUGGCUCCUGUACACCACGGCAAAUGUGACUCGAUUUACGGAAAGGCCGCUGGUGAUCUGGCUACAGGGUGGACCCGGAGUGGCCUCCACGGGCAGUGGGAUCUUCGAGCAGCUGGGUCCCGUCGACAUCGAGGGCAAGGCGAGGGAAAGCAGUUGGGUGAAACAUGUGAACGUGCUUUUCGUGGACAGUCCCGUGGGCACUGGAUUCGCUUACGUGGAGGAACACGGCCGGUAUGCCAGAAACAAUCGGCAGAUUGCCCUCGAUCUUGUCCAGCUGAUGGAGCAGUUCCUCAAAAAAUAUCCGGCUUUUCGAACCGUUCCUCUGCACAUCUUCUCCGAGAGCUAUGGCGGCAAAAUGGCCCCAGAAUUCGCUUUGGAACUGCAUUUGGCCAAGAAGAGGGGCAGAUUGGACUGCCAACUGAAAUCCGUAGCGGUGGGCAAUCCCUGGACCUCUCCGCUGGACAGCGUCCUGUCGUAUGCACCAUUCCUGCUCCAGGCUGGCAUUGUGGAUGACGAUGGAUACCGCAGAAUAUCUCGAUUGGCCGGCGAGCUAGCCGGUCUCGUUUACGCAGAAAUGUGGCUGCGAGCACUGAUGAAGGCCUCCGAAGUUCAGGAGGAGAUCUCCUCCAGCGCCGGCGGCGUCUUCCUCUACAACACCCAGCGGCGUGUCCAUGUGGACGAGGUCUACCGGUACGGCGAGGAUCCGGAGAUGAGCAACUUUAUGCGCUUAAACGUCACUCGGGCACUGGGACUCGCCAAAAUGCCCGUGUGGAUGGAACAAAAUUCCACGGUCUUUGAGCGCCUCAGCCUGGAUAUUUUUAAGCCGGCCAAUCAUAUAGUUGCCAGAUUACUGGAGGAAACACCCAUCCAGGUGGGCAUUUAUUCGGGUAUUCUGGACCUACUUUGCGCCACGCCCGGCACCGUUAGUUGGAUCCGACGUCUAAAGUGGGCUCGUAGGUCGGAGUAUGCAAAGGCUCCCCGUACCGCCUUCCGGAUCGAGGGGAUGCUCGAGGGCUACGAAAAGCACGGAGGAAGACUUAGCAUGUUCUGGGUCUUUCGGGCGGGACAUCUGGUACAGCAAGAAAAUCCAGCGGCCAUGGGAUACAUUCUGAAAUACUUCACUAACUAUGGAUGAUAUACAAUCGCUCGGAAAUAAA